UAUUAAGACGAGAAUAAUCUCAUCAAGAAUAGUACAUGAAUAUUCAUAAAAAAAACAAUACACGUAUAUUUAUAUAGGUCAACCGUUUGUAUUUAGAACACUUUUAUCCCAAUAUAAAUCCUGGGACUGGGAGGAACCGAAAAUAUUUAUAUAGAAAGGGGGUUAUGCAAUUGAAAGAUUCAAAACAAGAACUGGGUUCAUCUUGAGAGCAAGUAUGGCCAUGGAAACUCCGCCUGUUGGUCUUAGGUGGGCUUGUGAGAACUUGCUGUGUGGCCCAUCAGCUGCAUCAAGUGAUGUCUUAGAAUCGAGCCUUGUCAAUGAUCAUCCUGCAGUCAGCAUGUCGAAUACAGAGGAGGAAUUAUUGACAGAUGACAUCAACAAAAAGGUUAAACCCUGCUGCACGGAACAUUUCUUGAGUCGAGCAGACCAGGACUACAUGGAGAAGAUAAGGGAGCUUCAUGAUAGACUUGAUAUGGUGAAGAAAAUAGUGAGACCAGGUUGUUCUUAUGAAGUGUUGAACACUGCCUUGAGUUUUAUGUCAUCACUUGCAGCAAUUCUCUCCCAGAUGCCCCCACAAAAACUUCAUGCAUCACUUUGAAGAAAAACCCCUUUCGGGUUCAUGAAAUUAUUGGUAAUUUUGCUUUUUUUAGGUCAGUUCAGAAUAUUAGGAAUGUAAAAAAAAGAGAAAUUUGAUGUUUAUGUGUGUACUGGUUGUACUUGUAUGUCAGUGAUAUUUAAAAUUUACUGUC
Molecule: messenger RNA, 749 nt
Organism: Cynara cardunculus var. scolymus (artichoke)
Lineage: Eukaryota; Viridiplantae; Streptophyta; Magnoliopsida; Asterales; Asteraceae
Exons: 4
Coding region: 215-598 (127 amino acids)
Source: RefSeq, a predicted model, not a curated record